Molecule: messenger RNA, 1398 nt
Organism: Letharia columbiana
Lineage: Eukaryota; Fungi; Ascomycota; Lecanoromycetes; Lecanorales; Parmeliaceae
Exons: 3
Coding region: 1-1398 (465 amino acids)
Source: RefSeq, a predicted model, not a curated record
AUGGGGUUGAAGGGCCUGCCCCCAAAGUUGACAAGUGAGGACUGUGGAGCUGUCACUUUUCCAACUUCACCUCACUUUGAGCUGACUCAAACCACAUCCCUUAAGCCUGGCUUCAUGCCGUUCCCCACUAUGGUUGACUGCCCAAUAUCUACAUCAUCACGAGGCCUGAUUGCCUUGUUUGGCAACGUUCAGAAGAGGACUCGUCUUCAAGAAGCACUGCUCUUCCGUGCCAUGAAGAUGGUGACGUGGAAAUCCAUCUCUCUCGAAAGCCAGAAGAUCGCUUCGUCGUUCACAGUGUGGUCCUUAGCUUACACUCCUCCUUCUUUAAGGCCAGUCUCAGUAGUCGCUGGGCUAGCGGCAAUCAUGGCUCAGCAGGUGAAGAGCGGUAAGUCAAGCGCGCCUGUGACCUUUGCCAGAUCUCAGUACUUAUCUGUGGGGCCGACAGCAGGAGCAGUCCAUGUAGCGGAGACGCCGGGCCUUCACUUCAGUACUGCCGCAAUUUUUACCAGGUGUGCUCCAUGGGUUCCCCAAGACAAUAACAAAACGAGCUUUCGAACAUAUACCAUUGAAGCUCAUCGUCAAUACUUGAAGCUCAUACAUCAUAUACCGCUAGCCAUCGAUCCCAGCAACUUCGAGUAUGUUGUCAAGUCGAUCUACACCCUUGUCCGUGUAGCAGAUGCGUACGAUAGCCACUCGGUUGUGUCAAUGCCUGUCGAGAAUUUUUUGAUUCGCUAUCAUAGCUCUGAUAUCGAAAGGUUCUCCAAUGCCAAUUACAAGGAACUUCUAAACAUCGCAAUGAAGAUCCACUCUCGCUGGCUGCUCAAAGAGAUUGUCUCUCGAAUCAUCGCAGAUCCCCUGUGGGAGGAUCAUGACAUCGAGCGCAUUUUCAGCAGUUUCGAGGCCGGUGAGUUGCUGCUCAGCAAGCGUGCUGAGCUGCGGGACAUGCUGAAGGACAUUCAUCAGCGUGUUGUCCUCAUAGAGCAGCCAAGGAAAACUGGAAGAAUGCCUGAUGAGCGUACAAUUACAUUCGCUACCGCGGCCUUCAGAGACGAGAUCAGCAGACUCUUCAGGUCCCAUCGAAACGGCGGCUGGGUCUCUUAUGCACGAAAGUUCCGACUCUUGAAGGAACGUCUCUUGCGGAACAUAGGCUCCGAUAUACAAUACCCUUCUCACCCGUACUGGUUCGGCAGACUCUACGACAAGUUUGGCGAACCCGCAAAUAUCAGUAGAGAAGAUUUCGGGACUGUCUUUCAGUCGCUACAACACAGGACAGCUGAGAUCAUUGAGCCUUUGUUCGGCUGCGUUGUGAAGCAGCCAAGCGCAAAGCUGAGCAAGAGGAACGCUUCGUACCAAGGCUUCCUUUGCAUCAACGUGACCGAUGAUGAAUUGCCAUGGUAG